UUUAGCCUUAAACAGUUUUGUUCUUAUCGAAGAUAGCCGUUGUUUAAAUAUGUGGCUGAGUAAGAAGUAAAAUAAAAAAAAAACUUUUUCCACGCGAUUUAAAUAUGUGUUAAACAAAGAGUAACAUUGUCUUGUUUAUUAGCAUGUCGCAGUCUUCAAUGCUUAGAGAUUAAUUCUAACAUGUACAGUCUUUAUUAUAUAUCUCCACCAAGGGACGUGUGUCUUAACUUAAAUACAAUUACAUUGUUAUUCACUGUUUCAUCUCUAAGUGCUCAGAGCCAGGGCAGAUAACGUUAGGCACUGUUGUUGAAUUUACGUUGCUGAAUUAUAUUCUGUAUUUUAAAAUUAAAUUACAAAUAUUUUCAUAAAUUGGAUAAGUCCUGCACACGCUAUGCUUUUUACGUUUAACGCUAAAAGUAUCAGUUUUGGUAUACAGUGUAUGAAACCGACAGUUUGAUUCAAAGUAACUGCAGGUCAGAAGAUUGACCACAAGGUGUUGUCCUAAUAUCACGAAUCUCCUGUUAAUCUCUAGCUCCAGAUAUUUUGGGUGGUAGUUGACAAAUAACAUAGACAUUUGUCAUUUUAACUGAAGGGAGAUGGCAGCUACACAGAAACUGUCCUGUUUUCGGUUACCUCCUCUGCCUACCAUAAAGGAGAUUAUCAAACUAUAUAAUCUGAGAGCAGAGAAACAGCUCUCUCAGAACUUCCUCCUAGACAUGAGACUCACAGAUAAGAUUGUCCGGCAGGCGGGAAACCUGAAGGAUGCGCAUGUGUGUGAGGUGGGACCUGGACCUGGGGGCCUCACCAGGUCUAUUCUGAAAGCUGGAGCAGCAGACUUACUAGUGGUGGAGAAGGACACACGCUUUAUUCCAGGAUUACAGCUCUUGUCUGAGGCUGCUCCUGGAAAAAUGAGGAUAGUACAUGGAGAUAUUCUCACAUACAGACUGGAAAAAGGGUUCCCAGCCCACAUUGCUAAGACAUGGGAAGAUGUACCCCCCAACCUGCACAUCAUUGGAAAUCUGCCCUUUAGUGUGUCGACUCCUCUCAUUAUAAAGUGGCUGGAACAGAUGUCGAACAGAACUGGGUGCUUUAUGUUUGGACGUACAAGGCUUACACUGACCUUCCAAAAAGAGGUGGCUGAAAGGUUAACAGCCAGCACAGGAAGCCGUCAACGCAGCCGUCUGUCUGUCAUGGCUCAGUAUCUCUGCACUGUCAAAAACUGUUUCACCAUCCCAGGAUGUGCCUUUGUUCCAAAACCUAGCGUGGAUGUGGGGGUGGUGCACUUCACUCCGCUGGCUCAGCCCCAGAUCCAGCAGCCCUUCAAGCUGGUCGAGAGGAUUGUCAAGAACACCUUCCAGUUCCGGAGGAAGCACUGCCGCAGAGGGCUUGAGAUGCUUUUCCCAGAGUCUCAGCGUCAAGAACUGACGGAAGAGUUGCUGCGCAGUGCUGAUGUGGAUCCCACACUGCGGCCCACAGAGAUCUCUAUUUCUGAAUUCAGGGCUUUAGCAGACGCCUACAGUAAGCUUUGCGAGGGGAACCAAGGCCUCAUCGACUAUGACUUCAGAGAAGAACUGAAACUCAGGCAUCAGGCAAAGAGACAGUUGGGAACUGUAAAGAACUGUAAAGGACAUAACCUUCACACCACAGUAGAGGAAAAUGUUAACGACAGCCACUAACACAGCAGACUCUUAAAGGUGACCGUUACAUCAGCUGGCAUGAAUUAGCUUUUUUUUUGUCUUUUAAAUGGAUGCUUGCAGUAUGUAGAAGACUAGCCAACAGUGAGGUAAAUGAAGCAUCAGCUGAAAAUAUUCUGCUAAAAAUAGACAAAGAAAUGCUUUUAGAAAAUGGAAGGAGAUAAAUUUAUGGGAGAUAUAGUUUAAGAACACUGUGAAUUAUCACAUAAAGCUGUUUUGUAGGAAGAAUAGAAAAAUUCCUUUAAUCAAUUCCAGUUCCUAGUCACCAUCUCUGUUUUGAACUGAGGUAUAGAGUGUUGCCCAGAUAACCUGUCACAUCAUAAAGCAGCUAUGGGAAUGCUUUAAUCAUCUUACAGCUAGAGGCUGACAACCAUCUCUCAGAGGGAAAAAACACUUGCCAUUGUUACCUAAAAAUAAUUUGACUUUGAUGA
This is a messenger RNA of Carassius carassius (crucian carp), 2125 nucleotides long. RefSeq names its product transcription factor B1, mitochondrial (gene tfb1m). The transcript has 8 exons. Bases 597 to 1676 code for a protein of 359 amino acids. The record is from RefSeq and is a predicted model, not a curated record. NCBI's taxonomy places the organism in Eukaryota, Metazoa, Chordata, Actinopteri, Cypriniformes, Cyprinidae. Gene Ontology annotation, molecular function: mitochondrial transcription factor activity; rRNA (adenine-N6,N6-)-dimethyltransferase activity. Gene Ontology annotation, biological process: transcription initiation at mitochondrial promoter; rRNA methylation. Gene Ontology annotation, cellular component: mitochondrial matrix.